This is a messenger RNA of Lycium barbarum (goji berry), 944 nucleotides long. Its product is annotated as LIM domain-containing protein WLIM1-like. The record is from RefSeq and is a predicted model, not a curated record. Gene Ontology annotation, cellular component: actin cytoskeleton; plasma membrane. Gene Ontology annotation, biological process: actin filament bundle assembly. Gene Ontology annotation, molecular function: actin filament binding. The coding region runs from base 113 to 703 and encodes 196 amino acids. NCBI's taxonomy places the organism in Eukaryota, Viridiplantae, Streptophyta, Magnoliopsida, Solanales, Solanaceae. The transcript has 5 exons.
GAGAGAGAGAGAGAGUGAGAGAGGAGUUGGGAAGAGAACAGAGGGAAAGAAAAUAGAUUUCAUCCUCCGAUAUCUGUUCUCUGCCUUUUGGGUCUGAGUCACAGAAUAAAAAAUGACAUUCGCAGGAACAACACAAAAAUGCAGUGCUUGUGAGAAGACGGUGUAUCUGGUGGAUCGCCUUGCUGCUGAUAACCGCAUUUAUCACAAGGCUUGCUUCAAGUGCUACCAUUGCAAAAGUACUCUCAAGCUCAGUAAUUUCAACUCCUUUGAGGGGGUAAUAUACUGCAGGCCUCACUUUGAUCAGCUUUUUAAGAGAACUGGCAGUUUGGACAAGAGUUUUGAAGGAACACCAAAGGUCUCAAAGCCAGAAAAACCUGUGGAUAACGAGAAUGGUACCGGGAACAAAGUCUCAAGUUUAUUCGCAGGCACGAGAGAAAAAUGCGUGGGCUGCACUAAAACUGUGUAUCCCAUUGAGAAGGUUACUGUGAACGAAACAUCAUACCACAAGGCGUGCUUCAAAUGCACUCAUGGAGGUUGUACAAUAAGCCCAUCAAACUACAUCGCACAUGAAGGCAGGCUUUAUUGCAAGCAUCAUCAUAUUCAACUCUUCAAGGAAAAAGGCAAUUACAGUCAGCUUGAGACUGACCAUGAAAUAGAGCCUCCACUUCCCACUAAUUCCAUCCAAAUUGCUACAGAAUCAUAAAGUCAAAAAGAAAAAUAAAUUAAGAAGUUUUCCCCUCAUCAUGACCUCUCUUUCAUUUCUCCUCAUCCUUUGCGCGUAAACAUUAGCUUCAUUUUGCUGAUCUUUGAUUUUUUUCCUUCUUCUUAUGGAGUACUUCAGUUAUCUCUAUCAACUUUGGUUGUGUGUUUCUCAUGGGUUUUUGUACAUUGUAAAGUAUUGAAGGUUAUUUCAAUAUAUUGGACCAGAACCAUUGUAAAGCGAA